AUGAGACACCAGCACAGCCUCACCAUGAGACACCAGCACAGCCUCACCAUGAGACACCAGCACAGCCUCACCAUGAGAUACCAGCACAGCCGCACCAUGAGACACCAGCACGGAUUCACCAUGAGACACCAGCACAGCCUCACCAUGAGACACCAGCACAGCCUCACCAUGAGACACCAGCACAGCGUCACCAUGAGACACCAGCAGAGCCUCACCAUGAGACACCAGCACAGCCUUACCAUGAGACACCAGCACAGCCGCACCAUGAGACACCAGCAGAGCCUCACCAUGAGACACCACUCAGCGUCACCAUGA
Knipowitschia caucasica is the source of this 315-nucleotide messenger RNA. The record is from the annotation of a GenBank genome assembly. NCBI's taxonomy places the organism in Eukaryota, Metazoa, Chordata, Actinopteri, Gobiiformes, Gobiidae.